AUGCGCGUAGUGGCAAUUAUCCUGGCUCCUGGCCUCCACAGUCCCCUCACAACCUACCGGAAACCCCAAAUACCUAGUGGCGUGGUAUACAAAAACGUCGAUACCAAAACCUUUGCGGAAAUCGAGGGUCGGGUGUCAAUGACGGGUGAAGAAAUCCCCCAUUAUGAUAUCACAGAGGACCUUGAGACCGUGGCAAACCUCCCGACGUGUUGA
This is a messenger RNA of Penicillium samsonianum, 213 nucleotides long. RefSeq lists its product as uncharacterized. The coding region runs from base 1 to 213 and encodes 70 amino acids. The transcript has a single exon. Lineage: Eukaryota; Fungi; Ascomycota; Eurotiomycetes; Eurotiales; Aspergillaceae. The record is from RefSeq and is a predicted model, not a curated record.